This is a messenger RNA of Diaporthe amygdali, 1188 nucleotides long. RefSeq names its product tpase npa3. NCBI's taxonomy places the organism in Eukaryota, Fungi, Ascomycota, Sordariomycetes, Diaporthales, Diaporthaceae. The record is from RefSeq and is a predicted model, not a curated record. Gene Ontology annotation, molecular function: GTPase activity. The coding region runs from base 1 to 1188 and encodes 395 amino acids. The transcript has a single exon.
AUGGCAUCUGCUUCGACGGCAUCAAACAGCCAGCCCGGUGCUGAGAAUGGGCAGCAGCCCGUCGCUAUUGUAUGCGUCGGCAUGGCCGGGUCGGGCAAGACGACCUUCAUGCAACGCAUCAACGCCCACCUCCACGGACAGAAGGACCCGCCAUACGUGAUCAACCUCGAUCCAGCCGUCCUGAACGUCCCUUUCGACAGCAACAUCGACAUCCGAGACAGCGUCAACUACAAGGAGGUGAUGAAGCAGUACAACCUGGGCCCAAACGGUGGCAUUCUCACGUCCCUUAACCUCUUUGCGACAAAGGUAGAUCAGAUCCUCGGCCUCCUCGAGAAACGCACACAGCCCGAUCCCGCCAACCCGAAUCGGAAGCCGAUCCACAACAUUCUGGUCGAUACGCCAGGUCAGAUCGAAGUCUUCGUGUGGUCCGCAUCGGGGACGAUCUUGCUCGAGAGUCUGGCCUCGAGCUUCCCUACCGUCAUAGCAUACAUAAUCGACACGCCGCGGACAAGCUCGACGUCGACCUUCAUGAGCAACAUGCUCUACGCCUGCAGUAUCCUCUACAAGACCAAGCUUCCCAUGAUCCUCGUCUUCAACAAGACCGAUGUCAAAGACGCCAGCUUCGCCAAGGAAUGGAUGACGGAUUUCGAGGCAUUCCAGGCUGCGCUCCAAGAUGAUGAGAAUAGCAACGCAUUCGGCGGGGCAGAAGGCGGCGAAGGUGGGGGCAGCGGGUACAUGGGAAGUCUGCUGAACAGCAUGAGUCUGAUGCUGGAAGAAUUCUAUGCGCACCUUAGUGUAGUCGGUGUGAGCAGCAUGACAGGCGCCGGUGUCAACGACUUUUUCGAGGCGGUAGCCGAGAAGGCUGAGGAGUUCAAGAGGGACUACCAACCGGAGUUGGAGAAGAAGAGGAAGGAGAGGGAAGAUGCGAAGCGGGCGACAAGAGAGAAGGAGCUUGACAAGAUGAUGAAGGGCAUGUCUAUGGCUGGUCUUGCUACAGACGAAAAGAAGGAUGGGGACGGCGAUAUCGAUGUUGUCAGCGAUCAGGACUCGGAAGAUUACGACGACGACGAGACAGACCGCGCGGGCUUGCAGGCGAGGUAUGAGUCGGCAAUGGAGGGCGGCGAAGAAACACUAAGUCAGGAGGCCAGCUUUGCAAAGUUUCUACACCAACAGCAGAAACAAGGCUAG